Messenger RNA from Phytophthora nicotianae INRA-310, 2401 nucleotides. RefSeq lists its product as hypothetical. NCBI's taxonomy places the organism in Eukaryota, Oomycota, Peronosporomycetes, Peronosporales, Peronosporaceae. The transcript has a single exon. Bases 44 to 2230 code for a protein of 728 amino acids. The record is from RefSeq and is a predicted model, not a curated record.
AAACGUUGAGAAUCUACAAUUCCUCUGGACCCAUCCAACCUUCAUGACGUCCACCCCGUUAGAGGACUCCGCGCCUCCCCGCGCCACUACAGAAGCCCAGAAGACGCCUCAAGACGCAAUGGAGAACGCGGCAACACCCGCUAAUACCACCACCCAAUCCAAACUACGCACCAGCCACCGCGCAGCCGCCGCUGCAGCCAACGCGUUCAUGGCUGCACAAGUGCAAGAAGAGGCGGCUCCAUUGGGCGUCGUCAUGGCUAAAGGUUUUGGCUCCAAGCCUGCGAAAGCGCAACCCAGCAAUCCUCCAGCUCAGCAGCAGCCGGGCAACCUGGGCAUGUUACUGUGUGCGGCAAUAGGAGACGAAGACACGAAGAAACGAGCCACCGAGGCGCUCCCUCCAGCCCCCAAACGAGCCAAAGUAGCGAGCAAGUCAAUGCCACAGAGCGCAGAGCAUCGAGGCAAGAAGCGUCGACAAGCGUCUGUAUACGAAGCUCCUAUGGAGGCGUCGCCCAUUAUCACAGACCUGCCUCCACUGCCUUUUACAACCCCUGAUGCCAAGAAGAAGUGUAAACUUAAAAAGGUAGCACCUCUCAAAGACAACGAGAGCGAGGACACUCGCCACUGCGAGUUCUGCAGGAAAGUAGCCAACAUCUGCGUGCUGCUGCACUGCCACGCGUGUCGUCGCGUGUACCAUUCGGGCUGCUUUUUGCACGCUUUUAAGUCGUUAGUGGACCCCAAAAUCCCCAUUUUUGACCAAAUGGAGCGUCUGCAACUGGAAGCACCAGAACGCAGAGGCAAUAUCUUCCGCUGUGCGUCAUGUAAAGCGGCCUUCUUGGACUUCUACGAGAGCGAUGGUUAUCUCUGGAACUGCGACUGUCCCACGUGUUUGCAACCGGAAAAGAAGAUUUAUUAUCGCCAGAGGAAAUUGGUGCAAAUGAUGAACGAGAUGGAGCUCGAGAAGCAACGGAAAAAGGAGAAAAAAGGCCAAAAAAGUGGAGCUAAGACGCCGACACCUCCUAGUCGGUCGAACUCGGUAUCACGCAGUAGACGGACUAGAGGCAGCGCUACACCUAACGAUACGGUUGUUACCGCUCAUGCUGAGACUAAGGUUGUGAAGGAGAGUAAAGCUGAGCCGAUGGAUGUGGACAGUGGACUACAGACUGCAGAUUCUAAGAAAGAAGAACAGAUGGAGAGUGAUGAAAAGAUCAAGACACAGAACGCGGAAGAGCUUGAUCAAGAGGUUACAGAACAGUUGAAAGUUAAGUACGAAUCUGGGACGCCACCACUGGAUCUAUCUGGAGAUGAGCUUGUCAAUGCUGUGCGAAUUGUUCACGACGAAAAGAGUGGAGGGUGGACGUUUCCUGUUAUGUGUUCUCGAACGUCAAGUCUUCAUGUGUCAGGGAUCAUGAAAACGGGCAGUUGCAAGUGGUCUUUGAAAAAGAUGGGCUUCAUCCAGUGCGAUUGUUGCGCUAAAAUAUUCAAAUUCUCCGAGUUUGUGCACCACACGGAUAGCGCCUUAGUGAAAGACGCCAAGUGCGCAGCGGAAGAUCCGAUGCCAUUUUUGUUCGUCGAGCAUCGCGACAACACGCAGCACUCCUCACUGGAUGAUUUCCUACCAGCUUUAAGGAGUUGGGUGGGGCGACAGAGUGCGAAUAACACGCCGACUAAGUCGCGAAAGAGCCGCAAUUUGAAGCCUGAACCGGUUGAAACACCGACGAUACCGGAGCCAGAGGUGGACGCAUCCAUGUCCAGACUGCGUACACUGGCACUGUUUAAACGUCCAAAGCACCGGAAGGACAACGUUCCUUUCGACUUUGUGGCUCAAAUCGUGUGUCUGUCGCCCAAGUACGUGAUGAAUAUGGCCAAUGGAAGUCUGGCUGACCGCGUUGUGCGCUCUAAAACGGCAGCACCUGGCGACUCAUUCCCUCGCAAAGCUGGCUGGUUGGCCUUCAGCCGCACAGCAACUCAGGACCGCAAGGUUUUGUGCGUUUGCUGCGAGAAUAAAUUUAUUAUUGACGACUUUGUGGCGCAUGCUGGCAUCUCGCAGACGGAGUUGACGAAAAAGCCCCGACUGCUCUUGUAUGUCGUGGAACGAGAGGACGAGUCGGCAUUGAUGCCGUACAGGACGUUUGCUAAAGAUCUGGAGGCUGCAGCCACGAAUAACGUGCUGGAUGCGCUGCUGAGUGGGCUGCAUUUGCCACCUCCGUCUCCUCGACCUCUUGAGCUCUGAGAGAAAUAGACAAUGGGAGUGCGUUUAGUGAUUGCUUGGCCAUUACUGUAGGACUAUGACUAUGGAUGGUCUCGAAAGAGCUAGUUGAGAUUUCUAAUCUGCUUGAAAGGUGAUGCAUGUCAUUAGCAGUAAUUGAAGUGCUUUUAUUUCAAUAGCGAACGUAUUGCGGAA